Staurois parvus is the source of this 3357-nucleotide messenger RNA. The record is from the annotation of a GenBank genome assembly. Lineage: Eukaryota; Metazoa; Chordata; Amphibia; Anura; Ranidae.
UGGAAGAGUAUGAGCAGAUCACGUGUGCUCCUCUUAACUCUCCGAUUGGCCAAGGCUUUCACCCCCGGCACUGCGAGGCCUGGGACACCGGCUGGCGGAGAACUCUGGUCAUCGAUUCAAAGACAGCGAGUCAUGCCUGCCAGGAACCCGCACAAAGCCGCCUGCCCGUGUCCUGCCACUCGCGGCGAUAACACCGGGGGCCGGAUGGACUCAGAGACAAGAGAGAACACCGAGGACGUGGAUAUCGUCAAAUCUCCCAGUGACCCCAAGAAAUACCGGUUUAUACAGCUCAACAGUGGCCUUAGAGUUUUGCUGAUCUCUGAUAUGGCAUCUGCUGGUCACACUGCCUCUUCUGAUUCCUCUGAUGAAGAAGAAGAAGAUGAUGAUGAAGAAGAUGAUGAAGAAGAUGACUCUGAAGAAGACAGUGAGGGAGAAGAAUCUGAAGGUGAUGAUGAGGACGCUGAUGAAAAUGAAGAAUCAGACAGCUUGCAUUCAAGAGACAAGAAAGGCUGUACAGAAAAGCUGUCUGCAGCUGCACUUUGCAUUGGAGUCGGAAGUUUCAGUGAUCCGGAGGACCUGCCAGGAUUAGCGCACUUUUUGGAACAUAUGGUGUUCAUGGGCAGUGAAAAAUACCCAGAUGAGAAUGGUUUUGAUGCUUUCCUUAAGAAACACGGUGGCAGUGACAACGCCUCCACUGACUGCGAACGCACCAUCUUCCAGUUUGAUGUACAGAGGAAACAUUUCAAAGAGGCAUUGGACCGAUGGGCACAGUUCUUCAUAGCUCCACUGAUGGUCCGGGAUGCCAUUGACCGGGAAGUGCAAGCUGUGGAUAGUGAAUAUGAGCUUGCUCGGCCUUCAGACUCUAAUCGUAAGGAGAUGCUUUUUGGAAGUUUGGCAAAGCCUGGUCAUCCAAUGGGCAAAUUCUUUUGGGGAAAUGCACAAACUCUGAAGUAUGAUCCUCAAGAAAAGAAUAUAGACACACAUGCCCGCCUCAGGGAAUUCUACAGAAUGUACUACUCAGCCCAUUAUAUGACUCUGGCUGUACAGUCUAAUGAGACCCUGGAUACUCUAGAAGAAUGGGUGCGAGAGAUCUUCUGCAAAGUUCCAUCCAACGGCUUACAAAAGCCUGAUUUUAGUUAUCUGACAGAACCGUUUGACACCCCUGGCUUUAAUUCCCUUUAUCGAGUUGUCCCAAUUAAAAAGGUUCAUGCUUUGACUAUAACAUGGGCCCUUACUCCCCAGGAAAAGUUUUACAAGGUGAAACCUCUUCACUACAUUUCUUGGCUUAUUGGUCAUGAGGGCAAAGGCAGUAUUCUCUCUUUGCUGCGUAAGAAGUGUUGGGCUCUGGCUCUGUUUGGAGGUAACAGUGAGACUGGGUUUGAGCAGAACACAACAUAUUCAGUCUUCAGCAUUUCCAUAACAUUGACAGAUGCAGGAUAUGAACACUUCUAUGAGGUUACUCACAUUGUGUUCCAGUAUAUCAAAAUGUUGCAACAGCUGGGUCCACAAGAAAGAAUUUUCCAGGAAAUUCAGAAAAUAGAGGCCAAUGAGUUUCAAUAUCAGGAACAGACCGAUCCCAUUGAAUUUGUAGAGAAUAUUUGUGAAAAUAUGCAACUAUUUCCCAAAGAGGAUUUCCUGACUGGAGACCAGCUGCUCUUUGAAUACCACCCUGAUGUAAUUGCAGAUGCUCUUCGAGGCCUUACUCCUGACAAAGCAAACCUGCUGCUUCUUUCUCCUGCCAAUGAGGGCAAGUGUGACCUGAAGGAGAAGUGGUUUGGCACUCAGUACAGUGUUGAAGAUAUCAGUGCACAAUGGAACGAUCUGUGGGCUACCGACUUCCCAUUAAAUGCAGACCUUCACCUUCCAGCAGCAGAAACAAGUUCAUUGCCACUGACUUCACUCUGAAAACCUCCGACUGUCCAGACACAGAGUAUCCGGAGAAGAUUGUGAACAUUGAGCAGGGCAGCUUAUGGUAUAAAAAGGACAACAAGUUCAAGAUACCUAAAGCUUACAUGCGCUUUCAUCUCAUCUCUCCAUUAAUCCAACAGUCACCUGAAAACUUGGUUCUCUUCGACAUUUUUGUCAAUAUUCUGGCUCAUACACUGGCAGAACCUGCCUAUGAAGCAGAUGUUGCUCAGCUCGAAUAUAAACUGGUAGCUGGAGAACAUGGCCUUGUCAUCAAAGUGAGGGGGUUCAACCACAAGCUUUCACUUCUCUUUGAAUUGAUCAUUGACCACCUGGCAGACUUCAUAGCUUCUCCUGACGUAUUUGAGAUGAUCACACAGCAGCUGAAAAAGACCUACUUCAAUCUUCUUAUAAAACCAGAGAAACUGGGCAAAGAUGUUCGCCUCAUCAUCCUGGAACAUAAUCGCUGGUCUAUGAUUGAGAAAUACAGGACCAUUCUGAAGGGUGUGAGCUUGGAGCAGCUGAACUCUUUUGUAGACGAGUUCAAGUCCCGUCUUUAUGUGGAGGGCUUAGUACAGGGCAACUUCACCAAUAAGGAGUCUGCAGAGUUCCUGAACUAUGUUAUAAGAAAGCUGCAAUAUCUGCCUCUGGAACAGAUGAUUCCUGUGCAGUUCCAGGUAGUAGAGCUUCCGACUGCUCAUCACUUGUGUAAAAUCAAAUCCCUAAAUAAAGGGGAUACCAACUCUGAGGUCACUGUGUACUACCAGUCUGGUGCUAAGAAUUUACAUGAAUACACACUGAUGGAGCUCUUGGUGAUGCAUAUGGAAGAACCUUGCUUUGAUUUUCUGAGGACGAAGCAGACAUUGGGAUACCAUGUGUAUCCAACCUGCAGAAACACAUCUGGAAUUCUGGGAUUUUCAGUCACAGUGGAAUCACAAGCAAAUAAGUACAACUCUGAAGUGGUAGACAAGAAAAUAGAAGAGUUUCUGGUUUGUUUUGGUGAAAAAAAUCAACAGCUUGACUGAUGAAGCUUUUAAAACACAGGUAAAGGCUUUGAUAAAGCUGAAGGAGUGCGAGGACACCCAUCUUGGCGAGGAGGUGGACAGGAACUGGGGGGAAGUGCUGACUCAGCAGUAUCUCUUUGACCGCCUGGAACAUGAGAUAGAGGCCUUGAAGACCUUUAAAAAGACAGACAUGACCAGCUGCUUCCAGGAGCAUCGGGGGUGUGACAGGAGGGUACUAAGUGUACAUGUGGUUGGAUUUGGUGAGAAGGAGCCUGAUUCUGUGCCUUCUCAAACACCCUCUGAAGAACCUGAAUCUUCUUAUGGCAACAUUACCAGUCUCACCUUCCUUCCUCCUUCUCCGCUCAUGGCAGACGCUGUGCCAAUUAGUGACAUCCAUAGCUUUACUUCCACCCUAAAAUUGCUACCAUACCACAAGAUCAUCAAGUGA